Messenger RNA from Fonsecaea erecta, 990 nucleotides. RefSeq lists its product as hypothetical. Lineage: Eukaryota; Fungi; Ascomycota; Eurotiomycetes; Chaetothyriales; Herpotrichiellaceae. Bases 1 to 990 code for a protein of 329 amino acids. Gene Ontology annotation, cellular component: cytoplasm. The transcript has a single exon. The record is from RefSeq and is a predicted model, not a curated record.
AUGACGACCAUCCUCGGCCACAAGAUCAAUGCGGUCGGCUUUGGCCUCAUGGGCUUGACCCGGCCAGAAGCCCCGAUACCUCAGGACGACGCCUUUGCCGCCAUGGACGCCGCGUUCGCGCACGGCGCCAACUACUGGAACGGCGGCGAGUUCUACGGCACGCCGGAGUACAACAGCCUGCACCUCCUCAAUGCGUAUUUCACCAAGUACCCCGAGAAGGCGUCGCAGAUCGUGCUCGCCGUCAAGGGCGGCCGCGUGCCGGGCACGUUGAUCUUCGACGGCAGCGAAGCCGGAGUCCGCCGGUCGGUCGACGAGUGCGUCCGCGUGCUGGACGGCAAGAAAGACCUCGACAUCUUCGAAUGUGCCCGGGUCGAUCCAAACACACCCAUUGAAGAGACGAUACGGGUGCUGGGGCUUUUGGUGAAAGAGGGCAAAAUCAAGGGCAUCGGUCUGAGCGAAGUCAAGGAGGAGACCAUCCGCCGCGCGGCCAAGGUCCACCCCAUCACGCAGGUCGAGGUCGAGCUGUCGCUGUGGUCACGCGACAUCCUGUACAACGGGGUCGCCAAAACAUGCGCCGAACUCGACAUCCCCAUCAUCGCCUACGCGCCGUUGAGUCGGGGCGGCCUCACCACGCAGGUGCUGGGGGACACCAGAGAUCUGCCGGCGCAUCUCGCGAGAUAUCCCAGAUUCCGAGGAGACGCCCUGGCAGCCAACAGGGAGAUGACCAAGGAGGUGCACGAGAUGGCCAAGAAGAAGGGCUGCACGGUGCCACAGAUCGCCAUCGGCUGGGUGCGCGCCCAGAGUGGCCGGAAUGGCAACGGCGUCAUCAUCCCCAUCCCCGGAGCGGAGAGGCCCGAGUGGGUGACCGAGAAUUGUACAGAGAUCGAGCUGACCGAGGAGGAUUUGCAGAAGCUGGACCAGGUCUUGGAGCGGAUUCCCAUCCAGGGUGGAAGAUAUGCUGAGGCCGAGGCCAGGUUGAGCGAAGGGUGA